UAAAAAGAGGGAGGUCUAGAAGAAGACAGGAGAGCAGAAAACGGAAAAACGGGCUGCAACACAUAAUCCUCUUUUUUUCUGUCGGAGGUGAGCGGAGCUGCGUCGUAAAGAGGAGAGGAGGAGCGGAGUGAGGAGAGAGGAGAGAGGAGAGCGGAGCGGAGGAAGUGCGAAGAGAAGGAGAAAGAAAGAAGAACGAAAGGAGUGAGUGAUUGAGGACAGAAGAAGAGGAAGAAGAACGAAGGAGAGACGUGCGUUAGCAGCACCCGCGCACCCACACACUCGCGCACACUCACUUUUACUGGAGUGCUCGCACACACAGACAUACACACACACUCUCUUGCGAAGGGGAUCGGAGUGGACAUGGGUCUAUGCGCCGUGCUGUUGAUCUGUCUCUCCCAGGCGGAGCUGGCCAGAGCCUGGGCACAGGAGCAAACAGGAGCGCUGCAUGGAGGAGUGGCGGGGGCCCCGUAUGGGCUGGACGGGGGCCCGGAGGCACCCGGGGGCCGCAGGGAGAGGAGGCAGAGCAGCCCCAACAGGGCAGGAGUGGACCACAUGGGUGGAGGAGGACUGGCCAUAGACACCUUACCGGAGAACUUGACACGAGUGGUGGAGGACUCUCAGAAGUACUACUCUUGGCAGAGUUUCGGUCCGGCUGACAGGAGGACGGAGGAGCUGUGGACGGACCUGAAUGCCAUUCAGCAGAGCCAAGUGCGCGUGCACGGGAUCCUCUCCAACACCCACCGGCAGGCAGCUCGUGUGGCGUUAUCCUUUGACUUCCCCUUCUAUGGACACAGUCUGAGACAAAUCACCAUAGCAACUGGAGGGUUCAUCUUCACGGGGGAGAUCACUCACCGCAUGCUGACGGCCACGCAGUACAUAGCCCCCCUUAUGGCCAACUUCGACCCCAGCUUCUCCAAGAACUCCACCGUGCGCUACAUGGACAACGGUGAGGUGUUUGUGGUGCAGUGGGAUAAGGUGCGUAUCCAAGGUCGCGAGGCCGACGGGCCCUUCACCUUCCAGACCGCCCUUCAUAGCAACGGCACCAUCGUCUUUGGAUACAGAGACGUUCCUCUGCGGGUUGAGCAGAUCAACUCUACAGAGCAUCCAGUGAAGGUGGGCCUGUCUGACGCCUUCAUGGCCCUACCCACCACCGCCCAACCCACAGACUCCAAGCGCAGAACCAUAUACGAGUACCACAGAGUGGAGAUCGACACCACAAAGAUCAUCAACCGCUCUGCCUUCGUGUUCACACUCCUGCCCACCUGUUUGCAGCAUACAUCUUGCAACUUGUGUUUGAACUCCAGACUAACUACAGACUGUGGUUGGUGCAAUACUCUACAGAGGUGUUCAGAUGGCAUCGAUCGCCACAGGCAAGAGUGGUUAGACUACGGAUGCCCAGAGGAGGCCAAAGAUGAGACAUGUGAGGACUACACUCCAGGACUCUCUGACACGACAGUGGUUCCUGAAACGACUGGCAUGCCCGAAAUGACAAGGGUCCCCGAAGCAACCGGGGUCCCGAAUACUUCCACACCUCUGGAGCCUGACUCCACACCUGUGUCCCAUGCCGAACGACCAGUAACAGAGGACAUGCAGACGGGUGGGUCCUCCGGCCAGGAGGAGGCGCCAGAGCACACAGCGAUCAUCGCGGGCGUGGUGGCCGCUCUCGUCCUGCUUGUCUUCCUCACCCUGCUGGCCGUCUACUACAUCAACACACACCCCACAGUCGCACCGCCGUUCUACCUCAUGCAGCGCCGCACCAAUAACUACUGGCCUUCCAUGAAGUUCCGGAACCAGGGCUGCCAUUCCAGCUACGCAGAGGUGGAGCUAGGCCACGAGAAGGAGGGCUUUAUAGAGGCGGAGCAUUGCUGAGGAGGGGCGGAGCAUUGCUGAGGAGAGACGGGGCAUUGCUGAGGAGAGACGGGGGAACGCAGAUG
Engraulis encrasicolus (European anchovy) is the source of this 1934-nucleotide messenger RNA. It is a transcript of the gene plxdc1, whose product is annotated as plexin domain containing 1. The transcript is spliced from 13 exons. NCBI's taxonomy places the organism in Eukaryota, Metazoa, Chordata, Actinopteri, Clupeiformes, Engraulidae. The coding region runs from base 361 to 1869 and encodes 502 amino acids. The record is from RefSeq and is a predicted model, not a curated record.